Prunus armeniaca (apricot) is the source of this 270-nucleotide messenger RNA. NCBI's taxonomy places the organism in Eukaryota, Viridiplantae, Streptophyta, Magnoliopsida, Rosales, Rosaceae. The record is from the annotation of a GenBank genome assembly.
AUGGGUCGGUUUCGUGGGGUGUCGAAUCCUUUGCACGUUGAACUGCUGGCGCUGCGGGAGGGCCUGCAUCUGGCAGCAAAGUGGCCAGGUCUCCGCAUCUGUCUUGAGAGAUGCACAGGGGAUGAUCAACUCUUCAAUUGUGUGGCUGACCGCCUAGCUCACUAUCCUCUAUUGGCCCAUGUCCCUGCUGAUGAGGUCGAAUGGUGGGACUCGCCCCCUAUUUGGCUCUCUGAUACAUAUCGCUUAUCCAAGAUUUCGGUUGAGGUGUAA